AUUUCCUCAUUCCCCUCUUUUUAAACCCUUCCUCAUUCCUUCCCCUCUCCUCUCUCAUUUCUCUCCUUACAUGCAAACCCUUCAAAUCACACACACUAUCAUUUACUAUGUGCUGUUAUCUCUGUUAACUAUCAGAUAUUAUAUAUACAUAUAUUUUACAGUCAUCUAGCAAACCCUAGCUACAUUCAUGUCAGCCGCCAUCACCAACUGCUGCACCACCGCCACCACCACCGCAACCCACGGUUACAACAACUUGUACAUUCCGAACACCAGCCACGUGUCACCACCGCCGCCGCUCAGCCGCUACGAAUCACAGAAGCGGCGAGACUGGAACACAUUCGGCCAAUACCUAAAGAACCACCGUCCGCCGCUGCAUCUGUCGCGAUGCAGCGGCGCCCACGUCCUGGAAUUCCUCCGGUACCUCGACCAGUUCGGGAAAACCAAGGUCCACACAAACAGCUGCCCUUUCUUCGGCCACCCUCAUCCACCAGCCCCCUGCCCCUGUCCACUCAAACAAGCCUGGGGCAGCCUCGACGCGCUCAUCGGCCGCCUCCGCGCCGCCUUCGAGGAGCACGGCGGCUCACCGGAGACCAACCCCUUCGGCGCACGGGCCGUCAGGUUGUAUCUGAGGGAAGUGAGAGAUUCUCAAGCUAAAGCAAGAGGGAUAGCUUAUGACAAGAAGAAAAGAAAGAAGCCGCAGGCACAGAAAGUGUCAGCAAAUCAAGAACAUGAAAAUGAUCAUUGCUCGAAUAGUGGUAAUAACAAUAAUAUGAGUACUCAUGAUUUGUUUGCUCAGGAUCAGAGAUUCAAUGUUCAGGUUUCGGAAGGUAGGUUUGAAGGGCUAGGGAUGGUGGUGGGUCAUUUAUCGGAUCCUCGGAGCUCCAUGAUCCAUCACAUGUCUUUUUUCAACUAGUGUAUGGUAAAUUAGGGUUCAUGUUUAAGCUCAUUUCAUGUUUUAGUAUCCUUGUUUUCUCUAUUAGGGUUCUUUCAAUUAAUGGGCAGUGACAAGUGUUUUGCUUCAAA
This is a messenger RNA of Daucus carota subsp. sativus, 1023 nucleotides long. RefSeq names its product protein LIGHT-DEPENDENT SHORT HYPOCOTYLS 4. Gene Ontology annotation, cellular component: nucleus. The transcript has a single exon. Lineage: Eukaryota; Viridiplantae; Streptophyta; Magnoliopsida; Apiales; Apiaceae. Gene Ontology annotation, biological process: mRNA transcription; response to light stimulus. The record is from RefSeq and is a predicted model, not a curated record. Bases 188 to 913 code for a protein of 241 amino acids.